AUGACCAUGCAUCAAGAAUAUAAGAUUUCUGGAGUCUCUGUGUUGUUUCCAUGCAAGCCAUACCCAUCUCAGUUCAGCAUGAUGGACAAGAUCAUUAGAGGGAUUCAGAGACGACAAAACUGCCUCAUUGAAAGUCCAACAGGAAGUGGUAAAAGUUUGGCUCUUCUGUGUUCGGCCUUAGCCUGGCAGUCGGCCGAAAAAGAUGUGUGCACAUGUGCUCAUGUUAAGGUCAGUGGGUCAUCUCCGGUCAAGGCCACUCCCGAGGCAAACUGUGUGGAAGGGAAGCAACUCUCAGAAAUGACUAGUAAGAAGUUGGAUAAUUAUGUAUCACUUUAUUUCGACGGAGAGUGGCUAUAUGCUCGCAUGCUAGCCCAAAUGUCUUGGGUUCAAAUUCGCAUUGGGUCAUCCAAACUUGAUGAAGAUGAUGAUGAUGAUUUUAAACCUGAGAAAACUGCACAUCUGCAGGUAAGCAGAACACGACAAGCACAAAGAAAGUCCAGGAAGCACAUAGUUGUGGUCUAUGACAGUGACGAGGAUCUGGCAGCAAGGACAAACAAAACCACACAAGAACCUGGUACGCCGCUCAAAGCCAAGCCAGAUCCAAACAUAUCACCCCAACCCACUUGUCUGUGUAACUGCACGGGAGGAGCUGAACGGAAACCCAAAGCCAAGAUUUCCAAGAUUUACUUUGGCACACGGACACACAAGCAGGUUGCUCAGAUUGUCCGUGAGCUGAGAAAAACAGGCUACCAUGGUGUCAGAAUGACGGUGCUGGGCAGUCGAGAACAUACAUGCAUACAUCCACAAGUUUCACGAACAAAGAACAAAAAUGAUGCGUGCAGGGAGCUUCUAAACGAUCAAGGCUGUCACUUCAAAGACAGCACCGGCAGACUGUCUUCACAGAAUGCUGUCAAGAGUUUAGGAUUGUCCACGGCUUGGGACCUCGAGGACCUGGUCACAUUCUGCAAGACCAAGAAGGCAUGUCCAUACUUUCUGUCCCGGGGGCUCAAGGAGGACUCAGACCUCAUCAUCUGCCCCUACAACUACCUGGUGGACCCGAUCGUCAGAGAUGCCAUGCAGAUCAACCUGAAGGGUCAUGUGGUGAUCCUGGACGAGGCCCACAACAUUGAGGACUCCGCCAGAGAGGCAGCUAGCCAGAGUUUGACACAGGACAGCAUCCUCAAGGCCAUCUGGGACAUUGAAUCAUUGAUGGAGGCAAACAUCAACUUGGCUGACCACUCCAAACUGAGAUCUAUGUUGAAGAAUCUAGACAUGUUUAUUGACGCUAACAAGUCAACGCUGGAACAGAAAGAGUACGACAGGUCUUACAAAAUCUGGACAGGAUUUCACAUUGUGGCUCAGCUGGAGACGCUCGGCCUGGGACCUCGUCAGUUCCCAGAGUACAAGGAGGCGCUAGCAUCUGUCAAGUCGGAGGCAGAGAUGGCAAAAGAGGCAGCGGCCCGAUCUGGCAGAAGCAAAGAACUGAUGGCGAUGAAACCAUCCACUCAAACGGUCCUGGAGCAGAUGUUUCAGAUAUUGGACUAUCUCUACAGACUGGAUCUAAAAUAUGACAAUCAGUGGCUGAACUCCAGAAAAUCUCAUGGAGGUAGAACUCAGGUACAGGUGGAUGUGUAUACUCUCAACUUCUGGUGUAUGAAUCCUGGAGUGGCAUUCUCUGAUUUCUCAGAGACACGCAGCAUUAUCCUGACCAGCGGAACACUGUCCCCCAUGUCCUCCUUCCAGUCAGAACUGGGUUUGGAGUUUAAAAUCCAGCUGGAGACAAACCACGUCAUCGAUGACUCCCAGGUCUGGGUGGGCACCCUGGGGCGAGGACCCUCCGGGUCGACUUUGCAAGCAGUGUUUAGAAAUCUGGAGACAUUUGCCUUCCAGGAUGAGCUUGGCAACUUGGUGCUGCAGGUCUGUCAGAUAGUUCCACAUGGAGUACUUUGUUUCCUGCCUUCAUAUAAUGUCUUGGACAAGCUGAUGCACAGAUGGGAGAGUACCGGCCUGAAGAGAAAGCUGGACCAGUGCAAAACAGUCAUCAGAGAACCCAGAAACUCGGACAAGCUCAAUUUUGAGGAUCAGCUUAAUCAGUUCUAUGAAGCCUUGACCCCACAAUGUGCUCACCUAUUCACAGAUGGCGCAAUAUUUUUUGCCGUGUGCCGCGGGAAAGUGAGUGAAGGUCUGGACUUUGCUGAUAACUUUGCUCGAGCUGUCAUUACUGUGGGCAUACCUUACCCCAACUUCAAGGAUGUCCAGGUAGAACUCAAGAGAAAGUACAACGACCAACACCGGCAGAGUCGAGGCCUGCUGUCAGGCAGCGAGUGGUACGAGAUCCAAGCCUUUAGGGCACUCAACCAGGCCCUGGGACGAUGUAUCAGGCACAAGCAUGACUGGGGAGCUUUGAUCAUUGUGGACGACCGCUUUGUCAGGACAGCAGAGAAAUAUUGUAAAGGUCUGUCCAAGUGGGUGAGAAACAAAGUCCACACUUACCAGGACUGUUCCGUUGCCAUGGAAUCCCUGUCAAAGUUCACUGCUGGCCAACUGGCGGUGCAGGAUAGCAGACUGAAAACCACAAGUGUUUCUGCAGCUACACAGAGCUUGUCUGUUGCAAGUAUCCCCACUCAGCCAGCAGCAUCCCUAGAUGCGUCGGCUUGUGUCUCAGUCAUUUCACUAGACAUUCAGACAGAUCCUGCAGACCAACCAGCAUCUUGUGUAACCGCUGGCAGCUGGCCAUCUGCUGGCACCACACCAGAUGGUUACAGUCAGAGAACUUCGCUAGCCAGAGCCAUACCAGUCGCUUCCAGUAAGAAGUUUUUGUUUAAGCGUUCACGGCCUGACAGUAAAACUACAACUGACUCAGUAUCUGAGGGUACAUCCGUGCCAUCCACAAAUGCAUCCAUGCUGGUGUACGAGGAUAAAUCCAUACUAGUAUUCCAGGAUACAUCCAUGCCAAGCAUAUCUUUACCAAUAUCCCAGGACUCAUCUGUACCACGUAUAUCUGUAUCUGAGGAUACUUCCUUACCAUCCACAAAUGCAUCCACACCUAUAUCCAAGAGUAAAUUAACAAACAAAUCCACCCCUUCAUCCAAGGAUAAAUUGCCAGAAAGUAUAUCCACACCCAUAUCCGAGAGUAAAUCCAUAUUACACUCACCUGUAUCCAAAAAUAAAUUACUGACAAAUAUAUGCACACCCGUUCACAAGAAUAAAUUUACAUCACCCACAUGGGGCAGCCCUAAUUCUAGUCCAUCACUGAGUAACAAAGCUGCUUGUGAACAGACUCCUGUUGUCUGCAAACGUGAGGAACAGCUGGACAGUGAGGACAGGCUGCAUGUUCGAAGGAAGAGUAGGGGAACCAAGAGAAAGUUUACCUCAAAGCUAGGUCUUGACAGUACAGCCGGGGAGCAAGAGAAUAUAGCCUGUGAGGUAAAGAAUUGCGAGAAUAUAUGUUCUUUAUGUUGGUGUCUGUGUGUGCAGCAUAUUGGUGGCUUUGUCUGA
Messenger RNA from Candidula unifasciata, 3498 nucleotides. The record is from the annotation of a GenBank genome assembly. NCBI's taxonomy places the organism in Eukaryota, Metazoa, Mollusca, Gastropoda, Stylommatophora, Geomitridae.